Molecule: messenger RNA, 1343 nt
Organism: Hermetia illucens (black soldier fly)
Lineage: Eukaryota; Metazoa; Arthropoda; Insecta; Diptera; Stratiomyidae
Exons: 5
Coding region: 233-679 (148 amino acids)
Source: RefSeq, a predicted model, not a curated record
CGUUUCAAUCUAUUGGGCGAAAGAAGGGACUCUUUUGAAUAAUGAUCAAAAUAAAUAUGAAAUCCGAAAUAACGAAAAUGUGGAAGCAUACCAAGUAAACCACACAGUUCUAACCGUGAAGGAAAUUAAUGCAUCAGAUUUUGGCGAAUACAAAUGUGUUGUUCGGGACGAUGUGGGAAGAAGCGGCAAUUUGUACUUAAUUCAAGAGCCCGAGCCUGCCCAAUUUGAAUUCAUGUCGAUAGAAGGUAGAAGCGUCACUAUUCAAUGGUCAACUAAUAGCAAACAGUUAUUAUUAGAAGCAGUUUUGCACUUCCGCAUCAAUUGGUCUGAACAUUGGUUGAUUGAAACCAUACCUGCUCCACAACAUCAAGGAUCCGGAAGGUGGCAACUUCAGCACAAAUUUGAAUUACCAUCUGGUAUAUGGUAUGUACGAGUGAAAACCAGGAAUACUGCUGGUUGGUCGAAAUACUCCAAGGUUGAAACCUUUGAGAUAGAGAAUUCGCUGGAGGAAAAACCAUUCGGAAACCAGAAGCGCUUCAUUUCAGAUCAGUUUCAAGUUGCGAACAUCGGGGGAGGCAGUGGAAGUGCAACUAAAACAACGUCGUUUGUAGCCUUAGGUUAUUCAAUAACGUCUUUAUUGGUUAUAUCGACUCUGGCGCCAUGGUUUGGAUUAUGUUAAUCCAAAUUGUUUUGAUAUAUUUUGAAGGUUUUUACCAAAUCUGAAGAGCUCCUUUUAUUAUAUUUAUAUUACUUUAUGCCUUUAUUUAUUAAUUCAUUGAAGAAUACAGCCGAAAUCGAAACCAUGUAUCAUUGAUAGAACAUACAUACAGACCACUGAAGCUGUUGGCAAAAUACACGUUUUAGAGUUCCAUUUAUAUCAAAAUACUCCUUUGCUUCUGAUAAAUAUAAAUUGUUGCUAGUCACAUUGAAUCCCAGCUAGUACCGGCUCAGUGGUCUGUAUGUUGCAUUUUUAAAAAAAGAUUCAUUUCCUAAUAUAUUCUUCACUAUGAACUAAUGUCACCUGUAGGAAAUUUUCAAAAAAUAGUUACUUCAUCCUGGCCGCCUGGUAUUAUAUUUAAAUUGGGUGAAUUCGUCAAUGCAUCAAUUUUUAAGAAUUAAUUUCAAUUAAUUCUAAUAAUUCUAGUGUAAAAAGAACGAAAUUGAUAGUUCGAAAUAUCGAUUGCAACUAUUUUUCUAACCACGUUAACGAAAAUCACUAAUAAUUCUAUUUAUGUACAUAAUAAGAAAGCGUUUUUGAAUAUUAGAUAUUAGAAAUGCAUAUUAUACUUAAAUAAGAUAGGGUUUGAUCCAAGAGCAAUGAGACUUUAUCCGUCAAAAAAAAA